Molecule: messenger RNA, 4667 nt
Organism: Daphnia pulicaria
Lineage: Eukaryota; Metazoa; Arthropoda; Branchiopoda; Diplostraca; Daphniidae
Gene: larp
Product: la-related protein 1B-like
Exons: 16
Coding region: 272-3709 (1145 amino acids)
Biological process (GO): positive regulation of translation; mRNA stabilization
Cellular component (GO): cytosol; cytoplasmic stress granule
Molecular function (GO): RNA cap binding
Source: RefSeq, a predicted model, not a curated record
UAAGUAUCUGUCUGUGCUGUGCAUAUGGACUUGUGUUGUUUUCCGCGUGUCAGUUUUUGUCACGCUCUCUAUUCCUCAUCUCAUUUACAAGUGAAGGGAAGAAAACUCGUAGUGAUCCAUCGGAUGGAUUAUGACGAGUCAUAGAACAUUUGUGUGUAUGUAAACGUUAUUGCAAGUUAUUUAUCGCGAUCCGCAUAACUAGAUCAUUUGUGGCUGCUAAUUGGAAUCCACACGUGUCAGCAAGGCCAGUUGGCUAAGACGUAAAAUAAUCAUGGCGGCCUUAACAGAGUCAAUUGCUGUCGAUUCUUCUUCCGUCAAUCCCAAAGAGACCCUAAGCGACUCUCAACAGAAUGGAUCCACUUGUCAAGCAAUCUCUAACAAGAAUCCCGAAACCAAUGAUGAAAAUUCCUGCUCCACUGAAAAAUCUGCCGAAGAUGUAAUGAAGGAAGAAAACGAGAAUAAGCCCAAGUUUAUUGAAGCCCCAAUUCCAAAAGUAAAUCCCUGGACUGUCAACCGAAAUGUUCCACAGCAAGGUGGUCCACUGAAGCCAUCAGCACGUCAUUUCUUAGGGAGACCACUCCAGCAGCAGAGACAGCAGCAACCCACAGUUGUUAAGGCCAACGUUAUGGAUAGGAGGAAAAUCAAUGUCAAGGCUAGCGAUUUCAGUGACGUUGGAGACUGGCCGACUUUGGGCGAGGCUGCCGUUGCAGCUGCAGUCGUACGUCCGAAAGAGGAAGUACCAACUGUUGUUACCGUUUCUGUUAUCAGCAAGACUCGCACCACCUGGGCAGAUGAGGUCAUUGUGGAAGAGAUAGAAGAAGGUGAAAUUGUCGAGAAUGACCAAGUUAAGAAAAAACCAGAAAUUCAGAGCCGCGUUGAUAAACCCGCUACUCCCAAAAAAAACGUUCGUCGAUCCACUGGAGAAGAGCUGGAGGAAGGAGAAAUUGUCAGCUCGGAUGAAGAAAGCCAACCACCUCCAGUUUUGACUAGAAAAACCGAGAAAAAGACAACUCAGUCGAGCCCUAAUAAUGCAGCCCUUAAUAAUAAAGACAAACGUGGAGUGGAAAAUAAAGAAAAUCGCGCUGACAAGAAGAAGAAAGGACCUAAACCACGUUGGGUCCCCCUGGACAUUGAGCCGCCCUCUGUUCGACCUAAGUCUCAGAAAAACAAAUCAACCCGUUCGCCAAAAGAUGUGUCUAACAAUUCCGCUCAAGAUGGACGGAAAAGUGUUGCAAAAGGAGAAGUCAAAGAAAAAAGAUUGAAUGGGGAAACAGUAGAAUCUGGUGCUCCCCAAAGAAAUAACCGUGGAAUGUCUGGUCCUGGCCGCGCCGGUCGAGGACGUCAUCGAUCCCGUGGCAAUGCGCUUGGCCGCUCGCGAUCGACACAGCAUGGUGACGGAAUUAUCGAAUAUUCCGAUUUUAUGGCACCCAUCUUCUCAGCUGGAUUGGCAGACUACGGCACUCAAGAUUCGCCAUUUGUAACUCCGUUUGUUGGCAUGGCCGUCGGAGGCGUUGGGCUAGGUCACGUUCCUACCAACGUAGCACUUCUCGUACCCGCAGCUCUGCAACCGCAUUCAAAAGCGGUUGGAGACGCAUCAGUUGUAAAAGAUCUUGUCAGAAAACAAGUAGAAUACUACUUCAGUGAAGACAAUUUACAAAGGGACUUCUUUUUACGCCGUAAAAUGGACACGGAAGGGUACCUUCCUAUUUCGCUUAUUGCGUCUUUCCAUCGCGUCCAGGCACUCACACAGGAUGUCAGUUUAGUUAUACAAGCGCUUCAACAAUCAACUGUGUUAAAAAUCAAGGAUUUAGUCAAGGUUCGAACUAUCAACGAUCCGGAAAAAUGGCCUAUUCUUCCUGAAACCGUUAAGAAUGAAGAACCACAACAAGAAACUACACCGGCAUCUGCAGGAGAAAGUCAUAUAGAGAAAUCUGUAAAUAUUGAAACAACCAAAACUACAACAGCUGAGCCUGCCAAAGUCGAAGUGACUACAACUGAAGCAACCAAAAUUGAACCGACUAAAACCAAACCAACGAAAAUCGAAUCAACUAAAUCUGAAGUCACAAACAACGAAAUUGCAAAGACUAGUCUUUCUAAAACAAAUGAUGAUGAAUGGAAGGAGGUGAAACGCCGCGUAAGAGAUAGGCACUCCUCAGUUUCUUCGUCAAAUGGAGGCCUACCUUACGAAAUUGCAGCGGAUGAAAAGUCGGUCGGUCGUCGCUCAAGGCAAUCAUCCAUCUGCCUACCCAAAAAUGUAAAUGAUGUUAAAGGUGAAGAUAGGGAAGAGCUGGAUUUUCAGUUUGAUGAGGAACUAGAUCGUCCUCUGCCAGUAGUCAAACAGAAUACUUUUACCACUGAUUGGUCCGAUUCGGACGAUGGUGAAUAUGACGAAGUUGGCGACGACUUUAUAAACAAGAUUUUGAUUGUUACGCAAAGUACGCGACCAACCAAACACGAAGGAUAUGACCGGACAGGAGACUGGACUUCCCGCACGAAAAUCACACAAGAACUCGUUCAUCACAUUGAGGAUGGGUUACGUUACUAUGAGCAGGACUUGUGGAACGAUCACGAAUGGGCUCCGUCCGUCAAUCCCACAUCCACUUUCAAAACUGUAAAUCUGAUAUCGCGUGAGGAUUUCGAAAAGAUAGUGCCCAAAUCACAGAAACAGGAUAUUCCUCAACCUCCUCCACCACCCCCACCUUCCCUUAAAGUAUCUUCGAUGCCUAACCGAGGAAGAGGGAGAAAACAUGAAGUGCCACGUUUCUAUCCAGUCACGAAAACGGAUCCAAUCAGCUUUGAUGGACGCACGCCGCGUAAAAGGAAGACGAGAUACGGUGACAAUCCUCCGGUAGAAUGCCACGUCGGCUGGGUCGUAGAUUCAAAAGAACACAGAGUACGGACGACGAGUGUCGGAAGCUGUGAACUGGGCACUAGUCCGGCAGAAAAGAGUUCGAUAGCGGGUAGUUACGGUAGUACACCGCAGUCGCUACCCAGUUUCCAACAUCCAUCACACGCACUGCUCAAGGAAAAUGGUUUUACGCAACAAGUGUACACGCGCUACCGAGCCCGUUGUCUCAAAGAGCGUAAACGCGUUGGAGUUGGCCAAUCACCAGAAAUGAAUACGCUUUUCCGUUUCUGGUCGUUUUUCCUUCGUGCUAACUUUAACCGGAAAAUGUUUGAUGAAUUUCGUCGUCUGGCUCUAGAAGACGCAGCUGCCGGAUAUCGCUACGGGCUGGAAUGUCUAUUCCGUUACUUUUCGUAUGGGUUGGAAAAGCACUAUCGCAACGAACUCUAUCAGGUCUUCCAAGAAGAAACUAUUCGUGAUUAUGAAACGGGUCAACUCUACGGUCUUGAGAAGUUCUGGGCCUUUUUGAAGUACUACAAAAACGGGAAAAAACUCUCGGUCGACCCCAAGCUUCAGGAGUAUUUGUCCAAGUUUAAAACUAUUGAAGAUUUUCGCGUUGUCCAGCCUCCCGAUCAACGUAGAUCCAAGUCACUUGGUAACCGAAAACGAUCGGAAUCAGAGAGUUUAGGUGAUGCACGCCGAUUCACAAAGCAAUCAUUUCAUCAUCAAAUGACAAAAAGGUAUGGCUCUGGCCGGAUUGUACAUGGUUCUUCUGACGAGCCAACAGCCAAGACUGUGACUGUCGUGAAGACCACCAGUCGAAGAACACGUUCACAGAGCUUUACCGAUAAUUCGACCGCUUAGGAAGGAACCCCCGACUAAGAGAGAAACAAUUCAACCUGAAAAGGAAACACGAGUACAAAACGCGGAAUAAUGAAAGUUGGUUAGUUUACUCUUACAAAAAAAAAGUCUGCCCAAACUUUUCCAGAUUUAUCAAAUUCAAACAGACGUAAAAUAAGAAACAAUUCUUGAAAAAAAAUUUAAAAAAAUACAGGACUCCAGUGAAGUAGUGUGCCUUUGGGUGGGGUGUAAACUUUCCUUUUCUCGUGUUUGCAAAACAAAGCCCACACCUAAUGAAACCAUCACGCGAAUUCAUUUUGAUUUAUCCAUUUCCCAACGGUGCGAUCGAAGGCCGCUUUAAUUUAGUUAUUUCACUUUCCGUGUGUGAAUUUUUUCCUUACUCUAUUUCCCUCUUCAAUUUCUGGAUAAGAAAUGUGGACUUAUUUCAAUUUGUCCUUCAGAAAAAAUGUUCGGUUUCGGGCAUAUCGUAUUUUUUUUUUUCAUUAACGCUGUCUUUGGGGGGAAACAUCAACCUUUCACAUAGAUAACAUCUCAAAAUGUUUGAGAAUCUUUGGUGUGAUAGAAGUUUUUUGCUUGAUGCUCGUAGAUGUAGAAUAUUACCGAGCAAUUUCUUAUUGGCUUUUGCGAUGCCAAAAUAGCAAUUCUCUUUUUGUAAAACUUAUUGUUGAGUAAACAGAAAAUUUUCCUUCUUGGAAUGUCAAGCUUUUUUCAUCAAGUGCAUGGAAAACGUGCGUGUCGUUUUUUUUUUUCGUGGGGUAUGGUAGGGAUAUUUUCAUCUUCUAUCCGUCUGUGGGGCUUUGAAUACUUUUGAACUCAUUAUUAAUUCAAACGUGGCGACUCAUCAAUGAAGCAAAACAAAAAAAUCAACUAAAAAUUGUAUAUCAUACUAUGUAUUUUCUUACGCUCUUUUUUGCACUUUCUUUUUUUGUUCAUAAGUGACAAAUAAAUUAAUAUAGCCCCA